This is a messenger RNA of Rhopilema esculentum, 3986 nucleotides long. RefSeq lists its product as uncharacterized. The record is from RefSeq and is a predicted model, not a curated record. NCBI's taxonomy places the organism in Eukaryota, Metazoa, Cnidaria, Scyphozoa, Rhizostomeae, Rhizostomatidae.
UGAUGUUGAUGCAAUGUGUUGAUGUGAUGUGUUCAUUAUCAGCCCCCUUUCGGAAACGAGACUCGUGUUUUGAGAAGAAUAUGGAGGACAAAUACUAAAAACACGAGAAAAUGAACAGCACAAACCAGUUUAAAAGGGCAGUUGUUGCAACGUUUACGUAUCAACAAACGCAUGGAAGACCUCAAAGUUGGAUCAUCCGAUUUUCGAAGGUGCUAAGGAAAGGUUUUUCUGAUGCUGGGAGCGUGCGAAGACCUGUUCUUUCUAGGCAGAGCAAGACGUCUGCUUGCAAGAAGGUUUCAGUGGAAUCGUUUUCAGCUUUGUUUUGUCGCCAGAAGGAAGUGUUUAGAAGAUUCUUCAAAUUUCAAAGUAUCCAUUCUACAAGAAGUUCUGCAGAAGAGGAAAAACUACAUAUAGAAUCUACCUUAGUUUUAAAUAAUGGCAUUGAAAUACCUCGAUUUGGUCUUGGUGUGUAUAAGUCAAGUCCUGGUACAGAAACAAAGCAGGCAGUUAAAUGGGCAAUAGAAAGAGGGUACCCUAUGAUUGAUACUGCUGCUAGGUAUGCAAAUGAACACGAUGUUGGUCAGGUUCUGAAAAAAGUUGAUGUCUCACAGAAGUCAUUAUUUAUUGUCACAAAAGUCUGGGAUGAUAUGCAUGGUUAUGAAAAUACAAUUCAGUCAUUGAAGAACAGUCUAGAAAAGCUUGGAAUUGCAUAUGUUGAUUUGUUUUUAAUACAUUCUCCUGUUGGAGGGAAGAUAGUUGAUACUUGGAAAGCAAUGAUACACCUAAUGGAGCAAGGGCUUACCAGGUCAAUUGGUGUUUCAAAUUUUGGGGUCCACCACCUCGUAGCAUUAGGGAAAUAUUCAAAGAUUAUACCUUCAGUUAAUCAAAUUGAAGUGCAUCCAUUUAAUCAGGAGCGGGCAGUGAUGCAGUACUGCAAAGACAAUGGUAUUCAUAUAAUGGCAUAUUCACCACUCACUAGAGGACUUAAACUAAACCAUCCAGUUGUCCAGUACAUUGCAAAGAAACAUCAUAAGACUGCAGCCAAUGUGCUGAUUCGCUGGAGUUUGCAAAAAAAUUUGAUAUGCAUUCCUAAAUCAGUUAAGGAAAGGCAUAUAAAAGAAAACAACAAUGUAUUUGACUUUCAAUUGGAUGACAAUGAUAUGAAUUUUUUAGACUUGUUAGAAGAAAAUUUCAGGACAGGUAGAGACAGGCUGAAGGAAAUAUGGAUGGCAUGACGUUGCGGUUUUUAAUAAUACACUAAGAAUGGUUCAAAAGGCUUGAGGAAUCACAAUUUUAUCAGAAUUCGUUAUCUGUUUGAGGCCUUUUCUGUUUAAUUUCCUUUAUUAACCUCCAUUUAUGACAAUGUUUACUAAAAACAGCCAUGUGGAUCAAUUCCUCAUAAAAAAUAUUUAAUUUUUUUUCUUUCAAGUUUUCUUUUUCAAGUGAAUUAUUAACUGGGGAAUAAGUAUAAUUUUGGUUGUUAUAUCUUUCUAGACUAACUGCUGUAUGCAUAUGAUCUUCUUGUUAUGUACUUGUGCAAGUAUGCCAUCAUCACGUUUAAGCAAAAGUGUAUACCAGGCUGAACUGUUGACCAGUCUCUGGUUAUAUGGUAUUGUUGCUUGUUCAACCUUACCUCAUCAUCAUAGCCAUUAGAUGCUUGUUUUCAUGUACCCAAACCACUCAAAAAUCUUGUUUGCCAGCAAAUUUGGCAUCUUUUUAAAUUAACUCAAAUUUUGGUUACACCCCCUGUACACCCAUAUUGUGAGGUCACCUGAUACACAGCAUGAUUGAAGAUGGUCAAAAUCUGUUAGAUUUUAUUCUCCAAGUAACAUUAAACCUCCUCUAUUUCUUAUGCUUUUAGGUAGAUUCUGAAAAUCUCUAAAAAUGUUUGUAGUAGAUGCUCCCUUGAUAUUUAUAGAUAGACGAGGGUGAGAUAUUUUAUGUUAUGAUUCUAAGAAAGCCCCUGCAAUUAAUUCAUUUGAUUGAUAUCCACGAGUGACAUGAAUUUGAGCGUGAUUGGGCGUGGUCGUGACGUCACAGAGGCAAGCGAAAGUGGGCCCUGUUCUGGGGGUACCGAAGUGCAAGCGGUGCCAAACUGGUUGCUAUAUGGUGGAUUGAAAAUGAUGGAAACGGUGACAAUUUAUCUUUUAUGAUUGUGCCACUAUGUGCCAAAAAUAAAAAAUGGGGUCCCAAAAAAGUCUUUUGGCCAUAACUUUUGAACCAGCGGGGGUACCAGAACGCCCCUCACAUGAAAUGUUUUCUAUUUGGCAAAUAGAUCCUAGUAUCUUGCAGGCAUUGCAAUAAGUAAUGUGACAGACCUAUGAAUUUGAUAACACCUUGAAUCUUUGCUAAAAGGAAAUUUUGUUUUCUUAAAAUUACUCUAGGUUGGUUCAUAAUUUAAACGGUUUGUACAAUUCAGGAACAAAACUCUUUAACUGUCUUCUUUAUUUCUUUUGUGUUCAUUCAUUUUUAAAAUUGUUUUUAAAUAAAAGAAUUGUAAUUUAUAUAUAUGUCUGGUGAUAAGAGGUAGUCAUGAUUUAUUGCUCCUCCUUACUGUCCUUGUAAUGUACUCUUCGUCAGGUAUAGUUUUAGGUAAUUUGUUUGUAACCUGUUAUUUUGAAAAAAAAUUAUAAUUUAAACAUUGUCACGAGGAAACAUUCCAGGGGGUGGUCCAAAACAAGUUUACACUUUUCAGAAUCGAAUAUAGCCUGGUCAUUUAUGAAGACGAUUGAGAGACAGUUACAAACACCAAUCUGUCAAUCAGCUGUUGGCCAAUCAAUAAUCGCAUAAGUUGCAUCACGGUUCUUGAUUGGUCAAUUAUUGAUUGAUUGAUGGCUAAAAUCCCUUUACUAUCUAUCUAUUGCUUUCAAGAUAGGCCUGUUUUUACACGUGUUAAUGUAAUGCCGUGCACAAAUAAUAGCUGCUUGUUAAUAUGUUUGAUGUUGUUCAGUUUGAUGUUGAAUUUAUGAGAAAGUGUUAAAUAGCAUUUGAUUAAAUUUUCAUCCAUAUAAAAUCCUAUUCUUUCUAUUAAAUUUUUUUUCUUUUAAUUUUAGCGAAUUCAGACAUCACAAUGUGUCAAACGUAAUUGAUAGAAAUUUUUGAAAACUUAGUUUGUGUUAUAAUAUAAAGUAGUACUCUCUUAUUUGUUUUUGUGUUUAUUCCUAAGCCUAUUAUACUCCAAUGCAUAAUUGUUUAAACAAUUGUAAACGUAGUUUUACGAUGUAUAUCAUGAAACACAAGCACAGGUUUUUUGGAAGCGUGCUAAAGUUUUCUUGUGUUCUGAAAAACAUUUUAUAUGUUUUUUCCUCUAAGUACAGAUCCUAGUUCAGUAUUGUGUAAGUUUGUCAUAAGUAUACUGAAGCACGUUUUGUCCGACACUCUUCGGAGUAUGAACGUCGGAUAAUGACCGAAAGUAAGCAGAAAAUUUAUAUUCAGGCGUGGAUCGAACAACGUGAAAGGAAGAGAGACAUGUUUGAUUGGUUCUCACAAAAGAACUGAAGCUGAAGUAUGAUAUCAAAAUUGGGGUACCAAAGAUAAUGGUGGCAAUAUCACAUAGUUUAACGAUAAUAUUAUCAUCUGGAGAAGAGCGUAAUUUAGAUCCCAUUUAUACGAGUGAAAUUGGCAUUUUUACCACUUCUUGCUUUACAGAGCGCCAGCUUUUGUCUGGUAAUGUUUAGAACAUGUUUCCUUCCAUGUAAACAGUUAAAUACUGGCUUUAUCUUGGUCCAGAUCUUGUACUCACUUGACCCAGCUUCUCCAGUUCAAAUGGGGUCCUGAUGUACUGUUGCGCGCUAAUGAACAUUUUGACCACUGUUAGUACAUAUAAACAGUCGAUUGGAAGAUAUGUUUGAUGACGUCACGAAAUAAACAUCUGGAUAAACCUAUUUUACAUAUACACCUACUAAUUCCAGGUUGCCAGCUCAUCGAGUGUCUGACUCCUUCAGGGGCGGAUCCAGAGCAAAUUUUAAGGAGGGGCAGUUUUAAGG